Messenger RNA from Ostrinia furnacalis (Asian corn borer), 1517 nucleotides. Its product is annotated as forkhead domain 102C. Lineage: Eukaryota; Metazoa; Arthropoda; Insecta; Lepidoptera; Crambidae. The transcript has a single exon. Gene Ontology annotation, biological process: cell differentiation; anatomical structure morphogenesis; regulation of transcription by RNA polymerase II. The record is from RefSeq and is a predicted model, not a curated record. The coding region runs from base 46 to 999 and encodes 317 amino acids. Gene Ontology annotation, molecular function: RNA polymerase II cis-regulatory region sequence-specific DNA binding; DNA-binding transcription factor activity, RNA polymerase II-specific.
GGCGCGCGACCUCCGCACAGUGCCGCACGCUCCCGCCGCGACAACAUGUGCAGCGGCGCCGACGGAGCCCCCUGGCCGCUCGGCAAGGACGCGCCGGCCGUCACCGCCGCCGCGCUCGACCACUACCGCCUGCAGCUCUACAACUAUGCCGUGGCCGAGCGCCUGCGCCUCUACCCGCCCGGCGUGGCGCCCUGCUACGGGCCCUACGCGCCGCGCCUGGCGCUCUCCAUGUCGCUGCUGCAGCAGCGCGUGCUGCAGCCCGAGGAGCCCAAGCCGCAGCACAGCUACAUCGGCCUCAUCGCCAUGGCCAUCCUCAGCUCGCCAGAGCGCAAGCUCGUGCUCUCCGACAUCUACCAGCACAUCCUCGACAACUACCCGUACUUUCGCACGCGCGGGCCCGGCUGGCGGAACUCCAUCCGGCACAACCUGUCGCUGAACGACUGCUUCGUGAAGGCCGGCCGGUCGGCCAACGGCAAAGGCCACUACUGGGCGAUCCACCCGGCCAACAUCGAAGACUUCCGAAAGGGAGACUUCAGGAGACGCAAAGCGCAGAGAAAAGUGAGGAAGCACAUGGGUCUGGCGGUGGACGACGACGGCGAGGACUCACCAUCGCCGCCGCCGCAGUCGCCCCCGCCGACGGCUCUGCCGCUGCCGUUCUGGGGCGGCGGGCGCCUGCCGGGCGGCGCUCAGGCGCGGAAGAGGCAGUUCGACGUGGCAUCGCUGCUGGCGCCGGACGACGCGCCCGAGAAGCAGCGGCAGCGGCGCGACAGCAGCGGCGAGGAGGAGCCGGAGGAGGACAUCGACGUGGUGGCGAGCGACGCGGAGGAGCGGCCGGGCGAGGAGGAGGCGCGCGCGCCGCUGGCGCCGGCGGCGCAGUACCCGCUGCUGGGCGGCUGGUGGCCGGCGCUGGACCCGGCGCUGCUGCACCAGCUGCGCCGCCACUCCGCCGCCGCCGCCUCGCCGCCCAGCCCCGACCGCCAGCGCCCGCCCGACACCUAGGCUGACACCUGGCUCGGCCGAGAUGUAUAUAGCGCCCGUGAACGACCUUUCGAUGCUCGAUAAAAUAUCGCUGGACGAUUUUAACUGAACAUUACGUACCUAGUGAAAUACUCAAACGCUCUCUGUCUCCGCUUCUUCUCUCUACCUGAUUUCAUUCUUCGUUUCCCGCCGGUUGCACGCGCGUUGAACUCUUCCUUGUGCGUCGUGGUGCCGUGCGAUGCCUGUGUUAUUUCUGAACUGUUUUUCUCAAAGUCUAUAAGUGUAAAUUAUUGUAAAUGUUAUGUAUAUGUGGUAUGGCUACAUAAAACUAUAACUAGAAGUGGUGGUUCAUAGGAAAUUAUCAUGGAUACUGUCUAUAUAAAAGUUACAAGUCUGAAAACGACCAAUCGCCUGUAAAUUCUUAGAUCUAUGUGUAAAUAUAGUAAAAGUAUCUAAUCUUCGUUGUUAUCAGUAAUAUGUAAACAUACUGUUGUUAAUUUACUAGAAAGUAUUAAUGGAUUAUCGUAUAAACUAUGACA